AAAAACUACAGCUCCCAGAACACACCGACGAGUUACGUCCGCUUCCUGUUUCCCCACAACAUGGUGUCUUUCUAGAAACGCUGGGGCUACGCUCGCUGCACGGUUUGGAUUGUAUUUAAAAGAUGGCCGGGGUUAUUACAGAUAAAAAGGAGCGCUCGUCCUCCAAGGAGCGUGACAAGGACAAGGACAAGGACAAAGAGAAGGACAAGGAUAGAAAGAGAUCAAGAACCCGGUCCAGAGAGAGGGAGCGCAAAGCCUCUCCGUCCAAAGACAGGAAGCACCACCGAUCCCGGGAAAGGAAGAGGUCAAAGAGCAAGUCAAAGUCACCUGACAGAGAUCGUCGGCAAAAGGAUAAAGAACGAGAGAAGGAUGUUAAAGAGAGAGAGCGGGACAGGGAGAGAGACAGGGACAGGAGCCGGAGAGAUCGUGAGAAGGAUGGACAUCGACGGGACAGACGGAAGUCCAGAAGCGUCUCUCCAAAAUCCAAGGAAGCCCGGUUAAAAAAAGAGAAGGAUGUGAAAAAAGAGGAAGAGGAAAAGAAGAAAAAAGAAAAGGCUCAGCCUCUGUCAUUGGAGGAGCUGCUGGCUAAUAAGAAGGCAGAAGAGGAGGCAGAAGCAAAGCCCAAGUUCCUCUCGAAGGCGGAGCGCGAGGCCGAGGCGAUGAAGAGGAGAGAGCAGGAGGUGGAGGAGCGGCGGAAGCUGAUGGACGAGGAGAGGAAGAGGAGGAGGGUAUUCCAGGACAUCGGCAGAAAGAUGCUUGAGGACCCGCAGGAGAGGGAGAGGCGCGAACGGAGGGAGAGAAUGGAGCGAGAGAACAACGGCAACGAGGAGGACGACGGCAGGCAGAAAAUCAGGGAAGAGAAAGACAAGGGCAAAGAGCUGCAAGCUAUCAAGGAGCGGUACCUCGGGGGCGUCAAGAAGCGAAGGAGGACCCGCCAUCUGAACGACAGGAAGUUUGUGUUCGAGUGGGACGCGUCUGAAGACACUUCCAUCGAUUACAACCCUCUGUACAAGGAGAGGCACCACGUCCAGCUGUACGGCCGCGGGUUCAUUGCAGGGAUUGACCUGAAGCAACAGAAGAGGGAGCAGUCGCAGUUCUACGGGGACCUCAUGGAGACUAGGAGGACCCUGGAGGAGAAGGAACAGGAGGAAGUGAGGUUGAAGAAGGUGCGGAAGAAGGAGGCGAAGCAGAGGUGGGACGACCGUCACUGGUCCCAGAAGAAGCUGGAGGAGAUGAUCGACAGGGACUGGCGUAUCUUCAGGGAGGACUACAGCAUCACCACUAAGGGGGGCAAGAUCCCCAACCCCAUCCGCAACUGGAAGGAGUACUCGCUGCCCCCGCACAUCCUGGAGGUCAUCGACAAGUGUGGCUACAAGGAACCCACAGCUAUCCAGCGACAAGCCAUUCCCAUCGGCUUACAGAACAGAGACAUCAUCGGUGUGGCUGAGACUGGUAGCGGUAAAACUGCAGCCUUCCUUAUCCCUCUGCUGGUAUGGAUUACAACUCUACCCAAAAUAGACAGAAUCGAGGACUCGGAUCAGGGUCCCUAUGCCGUCAUCCUGGCUCCGACCCGUGAGCUGGCUCAACAGAUCGAGGAGGAGACCAUCAAGUUUGGGAAGCCGCUGGGAAUGCGAACUGUGGCUGUGAUCGGAGGAAUCUCCCGCGAGGACCAGGGCUUCAAGCUCCGGAUGGGCUGCGAGAUUGUGAUUGCCACGCCAGGGCGUAUGAUUGACGUGCUGGAGAACCGCUACUUGGUGCUGAGUCGCUGUACCUACGUGGUGCUGGAUGAGGCCGACAGGAUGAUUGACAUGGGCUUCGAGCCGGACGUGCAGAAGAUCCUGGAGUACAUCCCCGUGACCAAUCAGAAGCCAGACACGGACGAGGCAGAAGACCCCGAGAAGAUGAUCAUGAACUUUGGGUCCGGAAAACACAAGUACAGACAGACGGUCAUGUUCACGGCUACGAUGCCCGCAGCGGUGGAGAGGCUGGCCAGGAGUUACCUGCGCAGACCGGCUGUGGUCUACAUCGGAUCUGCAGGCAAGCCCCAUGAGAAGGUGGAACAGAGGGUCUUCCUAAUGUCUGAAGGAGAGAAGAGGAAGAAGCUGCUGGAUGUCCUGGCAAAGGGCUUCGACCCUCCCAUCAUCAUCUUCGUCAACCAGAAGAAGGGCUGUGACGUGCUGGCGAAAUCUCUGGAAAAGAUGGGGUACAACGCUUGUACUUUGCACGGUGGCAAGGGCCAGGAACAGAGAGAGUUUGCCCUGUCGAAUCUCAAGGCCGGCGCAAAGGAUAUCCUGGUAGCCACAGACGUGGCUGGGAGAGGUAUCGACAUUCACGACGUGUCUAUGGUGCUCAACUACGACAUGGCCAAGAAUAUUGAAGACUAUAUCCAUCGUAUUGGCCGUACCGGCAGAGCUGGUAAAAGUGGCAUUGCUGUCACCUUCCUCACGAAGGAGGACUCGACCGUGUUCUACGACCUGAAGCAGGCUAUCCUGGAGAGCCCAGUGUCAGCCUGCCCUCCGGAGCUGGCAAAUCACCCGGAAGCCCAGCACAAACCGGGCACCAUCCUGACCAAGAAGAGGCGAGAGGAGACCAUCUUCGCUUGAGCACCGCGCCACCCUCCUCUUUCAAAAAGGACUGCUCUACAGUGUGGUGCUCUGGUGCCAGUCCUAAGGAUGUGUUUGGGGUGGGUGAUAGUUUCCAAAGUAGCUGUCAACAGAAACCUUUCUCUAUUAAAAUCAGGUUGUUCGUUUCUGGCCACCUUAGGAAGAUAUAAAAUGUGUUGCAGGAUGAAGUACUUUGUGGAAACUAGGCAGAGCCCAGAUUAAGGGAUUUUAAAAACUGGAGCUACCCAGGUUUUUACAAAUCGCUGCUGUAGAAGGAUGUUGGGCUGUGAGAGACAAACUGUGUGCCACUGAUACGCCGCAGUCACCCCCCUCUCCCCUGUGCACUCAGCUACUGCAACACACCUGUGAAGCCAGGGGUCUGUAUUUAAUGGGUUAGGGCUGGCAUCCCAGUUGAAGUUUUUGAAACAACUAUAUAGCAUUGUCUAAUCCAGAAUUAGUACAUCUUUGUUCAUGAAAGAUGAGCUUUUAUUUUAGCAUCUGCUGAUUUAUUAUUUUGUAUUUCUUUGCGGUUUAAUUCAUUAGUGUAAUAAAAAGGCAGUGAAAUGAGGUAUUUCUUAUGAAGUCAGCACAAUUUAAUAAAUGUGGACCACUCUGUAUCUUCACCGAUCCAACUCCCGUUCAAGAGAUCUGUAAAGUCGGCAGGACGCUCCUGGAAUUUCCAUUGUGAUUUCAGCAGCUUGAUUUUUUAGAUGGAUAUUUCUAUUGUAAAUAAAUUCUAAAUUUGUUUUGUUAAUGUCAUGUUCUGCUUCACCCUCCCCACCUUAAAAAAAAUAAAAUAAAACAAUUUAAACUCCUA
Messenger RNA from Acipenser ruthenus (sterlet), 3420 nucleotides. Its product is annotated as probable ATP-dependent RNA helicase DDX23. Gene Ontology annotation, cellular component: catalytic step 2 spliceosome. Gene Ontology annotation, molecular function: ATP binding; RNA helicase activity; RNA binding. The transcript is spliced from 17 exons. Lineage: Eukaryota; Metazoa; Chordata; Actinopteri; Acipenseriformes; Acipenseridae. The coding region runs from base 123 to 2603 and encodes 826 amino acids. Gene Ontology annotation, biological process: mRNA splicing, via spliceosome. The record is from RefSeq and is a predicted model, not a curated record.